UCUCUGUCUUCGUAUAGUAUCUUUCUGUGUUCCCUCUUCAAAGCCGUCCUCCUGCUGGCCUUAUUCAGUAACUCUGGCUUGGCUUGUUUGUUGUCUGGGGUAACGCUGUUGCUGGGGACGAUGUCAGAACACAUUCAGCUCUCAAUAGCCCUGUGUAGGAUUGGCUUUUACACGUGUCUCCAGAAAUUGUGCUGUAAGGCCCCCCCUCCACCUAGACCGGAGUAUGAUGUAGUGUGCAUUGGACUGAGCGGUGCCGGCAAGACCAGUCUGCUAUCUCGCUUGUGCAAUGAGAUCAGUGAUGGCACGAUACCAACCACAGGUUUCAGCAUCAAGGCAGUGCCAUUUGAAAAUGCGAUACUGAAUGUGAAGGAACUAGGAGGAGCUGAGACCAUCAAGAAAUACUGGAGCCGAUAUUAUCAAGGUUCCCAGGGUGUAGUGUUUGUCCUCAACAGUGCUGCAUCAGAUGAAGAGAUGGAGGCUUCCCGGUCUGAGCUCCACUUGGCCCUGCAGCAUCCUCAGUUGUGCACCCUUCCUUUCCUCAUUCUCGCCAACCACCAGGAUUCACCAGCUGCCCGCUCUGUGUCGGAGGUACAAAAGUACUUUGAAUUGCAGCCACUGAACCGAGGGAAGCAAUGGAUUUUUGCAGGCACCACAACGAACAACAUGGAGACUGUGAGGGAGAGUUUCAGUCAACUCAUCAGCCUUUUGGAAGAAAAGGAGGUGCUACCUAGCAGGAUAUGAUUCAGUCAAACUUCAAAGUGGAAAGUGGGUUUGAAGUGUUGCUUGCUAGAAGGAAUUUUUUUGGACUUCUCCUUCGUCGUUGUUUUAUAACCCACUAGAGACAUAGAUGCAAACAGCCACAUGUUUUGAUGAGCUGACAGACAUAUUUGUUACCCUUAGGUCAAGGGCCACACAUAUGCUCAUUUAGUAGCAGGUGAACCAAAAUCCAUUAAAGAGAUCAGAUUUUUACCAUUAUUUGUAAAAGUAAUAAGCUACUUGAUAAGCUAUAUGUUGUUUAUUAGUUGGUUGUCAUGUAGUAUGAGUGUGGAAUUUAUGUAAAUAAUAUAUUGUACAUACAUACAAUACAAUGUAUGAAGCAAUCCAUAUUUCUUAUUAAUGAAUGGCUCAAAAUCUGAGCAUUCGUUCAGCAUCUUUAUAGAAAAUACUUUAUAUAUUAUAUUAUUGUAUAUUAUAUAUUUUUGUUUUAUUAUUAUAGCAAGUAUAGUGACCCUUGCACUCAUUAUUUUUUCUUCCUUUCAGAGAAUGUUAGAAUGAUUUCAUGCUUAUGUUUUCAUGUUCUUAAUUUUGUUGUUUGAAAAGAUGACACACCCAUUUACUUGGCACUGGUUUGAGCUGGAAUACAAACUCUAUCAAUCAGUGUCCGCAACAGCUGCAUUUGACAAGUCCCUGUCCGCCAGGCUUAAGCCCUCCAACUAUCUGUGGAGACUCCUCCCCGUCUGCCACCUCACUCCUUGCCCAGCCACGCACUGCGGCCUCACCCCCUGCUUCCUGCUGGUAUUAUCCGAAUUCCUCUUCACAAAUUUAGAUUCCUGACUGCGCACCUCUCUGAUGUAUAUUUUGCCUCCAGACUUGUUUCAGAGUAGUUUUGGACUCACACAUGCUGUGUUUCUGUAUAUUUAGUGUUAACCUAGUUGUGUAUGUUUUGCCUGCCAAUUGCCACUUGAUGUUUUUUUUUUUUGUUUUUUUUUUUAAUUAUGUUUGUACUGCUUUUGAUUUGAUUGUAGCCCAUGUACCAGUUAAAUAUGUUCCUUAAUACCCCCUCAACCUACAAUCCUCACGGCAACACUUUACUCUAAGGUUAAAUUUAUUAACAUUAGUUAACGUAUAAGGUGUUAUGAACUGUAUAUUAGACUGUUUUAGAGCAGUUAUUAAUCUAGGUUAAUGUCAGUUUAUAUAGAUACUAUUGUUAAUUUUGUGUUUGUUUAUUAUAAAUUAAUGAAUGUUCAUUUAUACAACUUGCUAUGUUAAAAAUGUAUUGUAUGUUGAAAUUAACAUUGCAAAUAUUAACAUUUUUUAUAUCAAAUUAUUAUAAACAAAGUAUUAUAUAAAUUGUAAUAAAUUUAUAUUAAUUAAAUGCUGUAAACUCGUUGUUUAACGUUAGUUUAUUUUAGCUAUGACAUUCACUUUAACCUUAUUUUAAAGUAUCAUCUUACAUUUGA
Messenger RNA from Ctenopharyngodon idella (grass carp), 2180 nucleotides. RefSeq names its product ADP-ribosylation factor-like 15a (gene arl15a). Gene Ontology annotation, molecular function: GTP binding; GTPase activity. Bases 121 to 741 code for a protein of 206 amino acids. Lineage: Eukaryota; Metazoa; Chordata; Actinopteri; Cypriniformes; Xenocyprididae. The transcript is spliced from 5 exons. The record is from RefSeq and is a predicted model, not a curated record.